AGGAAUUAUGUCAAACAGCUGAGGAAAGGAGUGCUACUGCUAUCCUAUAAAUUAGCCGGUGCUGAAUAAGUUGUACGCUUUCAGAUAAAAGAAGUUUUUCUAAUAACAAACUAUGCCACUACGUCUCUCCUCUGCUGGGCGUACCAGAGUCAUGGGGGGUGCUUCUAACUCCCUCCGACCACCUAUGAUAGUAUUCGGGUGUUCCUCAUUCCCACAAAUGAGUAAAGGAGUUUGUGAUAUACUGGGCAUAACAGAAGGGAAUCUGGCAAUAAAUCAUCCAACUAACAAAGAAACUGACGUCGAGAUAAACGAGUUUGUAAGGAGUAAGGAGGUGUUUAUAAUAAGCUCGGGUAGCUGUGAAGAUAUUAACAACACUAUAAUGGAGCUGCUGAUCGUGAUAUACGCUUGUAAAACCAACUCUGCUCGCAAGAUAAUCGCUGUUAUUCCGUAUCUGCCUUAUAGUAGACAAUGUAAGAUGAGGAAGAGAGGAUGUAUUACUGCCAAACUAGUAGCUAAACUCCUUUGCAACGCAGGAGUGAAUCACCUGAUAACCAUGGAUCUGCACCACAAGGAGAUUCAGGCGUUCUUCGACUGUUCAGUAGAUAACCUCAGAGCAUCCCCUUUUAUCAUCCAGUAUAUUCUGGAUAGUAUCCCCAGCUACCAGAACGCUGUCAUCAUAGCCAAGUCUCCUGACGCCACCAGACGUGCCAGCAGCUACGCUGAGCGACUCCAGCUAGACAUUGCUGUUAUUCAUGGCGAGGAGAAGAACGAAGGAGAGGAGUACAGUGACGAUGGCAGGAGCUCUCCCCCUCCUUCUUGCUCCUUCUCUCAGCAGAUCUUCUGUUUUGACUAUCCAGGUACCGUUCCUCAAACAGUCCCCAAAGUAAAACCUCCCAUAAAAGUGGUUGGUGACGUCUCGGGUAAAACUGCCAUCUUUGUGGACGACAUGAUUGACGAAGCCAGGACAUUUAUUGAUGCAGCACGGUUGUUGAAGUUGCACGGAGCAACAAAUUGCUACGUGAUGGUUACUCACGGAAUACUGUCAGGCCAGGCCCCAGAAGAACUUGCAGAGUGUGAAGCAAUAGAUGAGGUUGUGGUCUGUAACACCACACCCAUCGGGGAUAAAACUGUGAGGUGCCCUAAACUGAAGGUUAUUGAUGUCAGCAUCAUGAUCGCUGAGGCCAUCAGGAGGAUUCACAACGGCGAGUCCAUGGCUCAUCUUUACCAAAACAUUCGUGGGGACGACUAAUGUGCGGAGAUAAACUGAUAUCAUGAUUUGCUCCGAUUUACUGCUGUUUGAUCCAGGGUUUAAGGACUGUGUUCUUGAUCAUUUUAAGGUUAUUUUAACCGGGAUGCAGGCUUGUUUUAUCUUAUAUUACGAAUAUUUUGUACACAGAUCUAAUGAUUCCCUAGAUUAACGCCGUCUCAAUCAUUUUUAAAUUAUUAACCUUGAUGAUACCUACCAGACCCGAAUCGUUGUUAAUAAUUUCCUCGUUUUAAUUUAUAUAUGGAUUGUGGUUGAAUCCUAUUAUAUAAGCUAGUAAUUUAUUUAGAUUUUAUGUGUUGUUCAUUGGUGGUUUUAUGGUGUGGGUUGUUAUACUUUCAUAAAAAUCAUUUUUCAGAAGUAGCAUCUAAAUUAGUUAGUCAAGUUUGUUGCAAGUAAAAUAGGAGUUUUAGUAGUGUGUACUUUGUAGUAGUGUUUUAGUAGUGAGUGUACUUUGUAGUAGAAUGUAGAAAAGUUGUAGACCGACACUGUGUUGCAGCUGUUGAGUGUUGCUAUACUGUACACGGCCACGGGUGUUUGUGCCUCGAACUUGGAACGAAGUUUUUAUCAUAAUUUAUAAUACUUUUAACAUGUAAAUACCUUAAAAUGUUGUCACGUGAUAUUGUUGAUAGUUUGAAAAUGUUGUUGCCAUAUUAUAUGAAGUCACGAGUUUAUAUUUAA
This is a messenger RNA of Bolinopsis microptera, 1945 nucleotides long. RefSeq names its product phosphoribosyl pyrophosphate synthase-associated protein 2-like. The transcript is spliced from 4 exons. NCBI's taxonomy places the organism in Eukaryota, Metazoa, Ctenophora, Tentaculata, Lobata, Bolinopsidae. Gene Ontology annotation, molecular function: ribose phosphate diphosphokinase activity; ATP binding; magnesium ion binding. Gene Ontology annotation, cellular component: ribose phosphate diphosphokinase complex; cytoplasm. The coding region runs from base 113 to 1249 and encodes 378 amino acids. The record is from RefSeq and is a predicted model, not a curated record. Gene Ontology annotation, biological process: purine nucleotide biosynthetic process; 5-phosphoribose 1-diphosphate biosynthetic process.